This is a messenger RNA of Drosophila eugracilis, 1362 nucleotides long. Its product is annotated as carboxypeptidase B. Gene Ontology annotation, molecular function: metallocarboxypeptidase activity; zinc ion binding. The record is from RefSeq and is a predicted model, not a curated record. NCBI's taxonomy places the organism in Eukaryota, Metazoa, Arthropoda, Insecta, Diptera, Drosophilidae. The transcript is spliced from 3 exons. Bases 4 to 1293 code for a protein of 429 amino acids. Gene Ontology annotation, biological process: proteolysis.
AAGAUGACAGUUUGGUGGCUUUUGCUGGCUCUCAGCAGCCUGAGUUUCUCUGCUGGUUUCCCAAAAUCCAAUAAAUACGAUGGUUACAAAUUAUACGAGGUCUCUGGAAAAGCUCGUUCGGGGGCAUUUGCAGAGACAUUCUCCGAGUUGGUCAAGAACGCGUAUUACUACCAGCUAUUCUCGGACUAUAAAGGUGGCAGUUCAGCCAAGCUGAUGGUCCAUCCGGACGAACAGAUUAACUUCGUUAAGCUGAUGGAAGAGAAUAAUGUGGACUAUGACAUUCUCAAUCGGAAUGUGGGCCUCACUCUGAGUCGGCAAUUCGAAACGAAUCGCAUGUUGCGCGAGAGCGUUCCGUACAAUGGAAGGUUGGGCACGGAGAGAUACUACACCCAUGAUGAAAUCAACCAGUAUUUGGAAGAUCUGGCUAAGUCAUAUCCUCGACUGGUUUUCCUCAAAACUGUUGGCAAGAGUUACGAGGGACGUUGGCUGAAAACCAUCACCAUAACCAAUGGAGAUGCUAGGCGUAACAAGAACGUGAUCCUCGUUGAUGGCGGUUUCCAUGCUCGCGAGUGGAUCUCUCCAGCAGCUGCGAUCCAUCUAAUCAAUGAGCUUGUGGAGAAUCUCGAGGAUAAUGCAGAUCUUCUCCUGGACUUCGAUUGGGUUAUUCUACCCGUGGUUAAUCCCGAUGGUUAUGAGUACACUCAGCUGUCAGCGGAUACUCGACUAUGGCGGAAGACUAGGAAGCCCAGCAGCGCCGAUUGCAUCGGAACCGAUCCCAACCGGAAUUUCGAUUUCCAUUGGAAUGAGGAGGGUGCUUCGGAGGAUCCUUGUGAUAAUACCUAUGCCGGAGCGAAGGCUUUCUCGGAACCAGAGGCUUUAGUGGUUAGCGAUCUUAUCCAUAGCUAUGUGGAUCGUGGACAAAUGUACUUGACUCUGCAUUCCUAUGGCUCACUUAUUUUGUACCCUUGGGGUUGGACAGCAGCUGUUCCUGACACUGAAGAGGACCUGCAUGAGGUAGCUGCCGAAGGUCAGAAGGCAAUUCAGGAGGCCACAGGCACUAUUUAUAAGAUUGGACCAUCAACGACCACUAUCAAUUAUGCAGCUGCUGGGGCUAGUGAUGAUUAUGCCUUUAAUGCAGGUUUCCCAAUUUCUUUCACCAUGGAAUUACCUUUUGGUGGCGAAGGAUUUGAUCCCCCGGCCUCGGACAUCGAUCAUUUAGUGAAGGAGACCUGGGUGGGCAUUGCUGCCAUGGCACGAAAAGUAAUACAAAAGUAUCCCCUUGUUCAAAAGUAAAUAUUUUUUUAAAAUUUUUCUAAAUUUGAGCAUUAUGAUUAAACUGAUACAAGCAUUUUUGUAAAGAAA